CUCAAACUAAACCAACACUCCUCUUCACUUAACUCCUCUCUCUCCCAACAAAUCUCUCCCUCUCUCAACAAAUCUCUCUCUCCCUCUCUCUCUCUCUCUCGUCUCUCUCUCUCUGAUGGAACCGUUUAGCUUAUGUUUAUCUACAAACACUUCAUCCGAUUCAUCAUCAUCCGACUCUUCGUUAAAUGGAGCCAAGGCUCCGAGAGAUGUGAACAAGCCCGAGAAGAUUAAAGGCCCGUGGAGCGCGGAGGAGGACCGGAUCCUGACCCGACUCGUUGAGCGAUUCGGAGCUAGGAACUGGUCACUCAUAAGUAAAUACAUCAAGGGCCGCUCAGGAAAAUCGUGUCGUUUAAGGUGGUGCAAUCAAUUAAGUCCCGAUGUUCAACAUCGUCCGUUUUCGCAAGACGAGGACGAGACUAUUUUAGCGGCACAUCAGAAGUACGGGAAUAGGUGGGCCACUAUUGCGCGGUUGCUUCCGGGGCGCACCGACAAUGCGGUUAAAAAUCAUUGGAAUUCGACGCUUAAAAGACGUCAACUCGACUCGGUUCAAACUCGAUUUAACGAAAACGAGACAAAUGAUGUACAAAUAAACCGGGGAGAUUCGAAAUGUGGGGUAUCAGGAUCAUUGGACAUGAAUGUGGGCCCGGACGAGAUUGAUCCCAUGACCACGCUGACGUUAGCGCCACCGGGUAUGGGGAGCGGGUCGGACCGGGGAGGGGAAAACGGGCCGGAAGUGUUUUGGGAUGUCAUGAGAAAUGUGAUUGCGAGGGAGGUUAGGGAUUACGUAACGACGUCGUUUCAGGAAGGUUCUGGUUAUAGGUAGGAUUUUAUUUAAUUAAAUGAAAUUAAGCAAAAUUAUUUCUGGUGGGUUAAUUAUAUUAAAGUGAAGUACGAUGUAAAAGUACAUAAACGGCCAAAGGGCCGGUUUAAAGUGAAGACUUUGUGGAGCGGUUUAAUCACAUUCUUCACGUGGAUAAAUAUAAAUUAUAUUAUCCCUCCUUUUUCUCAUCAAAAACAAUGUGCAAAUGUGCUGAACACUGUUGUGUUGUCCAGUAGUAUAUUGAUUAUUAUGGUUGUGCAGUGUUCACAUGUAUCCGAAAUUCAGAACUCAUAAGCGUGAUGAGAUGAGAUGAUAAGAUUAAUUUCUGUUCUGUACUAUUUUUUUUAAUAGUUUCGGUUAGAUUUUUGUUUGGACGGUUCUCUUCUUUUUAUUACAUUCGGACCUGACAAAUAGAAGUGUUGUCUGUUGCCAGGGACGUAUUUAGAGGUAGGCACUGAUCUUCCCAAUAGAAAUUGUUUAUUUGCUUUCA
Messenger RNA from Daucus carota subsp. sativus, 1310 nucleotides. RefSeq names its product transcription factor MYB73. Gene Ontology annotation, biological process: regulation of DNA-templated transcription. Bases 116 to 823 code for a protein of 235 amino acids. Gene Ontology annotation, molecular function: RNA polymerase II cis-regulatory region sequence-specific DNA binding; DNA-binding transcription factor activity, RNA polymerase II-specific. Lineage: Eukaryota; Viridiplantae; Streptophyta; Magnoliopsida; Apiales; Apiaceae. The transcript has a single exon. The record is from RefSeq and is a predicted model, not a curated record. Gene Ontology annotation, cellular component: nucleus.